AAUUUGUGAGGAGAAUAAAGAAUUCCUUUCACAUUGUGUGUGAGAGAAAGGUGCGCGCAGUGUCUCUAUAUUGUAUGUACGUCUUUUAUGUUUGUAUUGUAUAUAUUCAAGAUAGCAACAAAUUAUUCAACAACCACCAUGUAGAGGCUGCCAAAAGAAAUUACUGAUUUUAUUAUUUGUGUGAAGAAAAAGGAGAGAAAUAAUAUUAGCAUAAAAACACAGGAAGUUCAUGGUUGUGAUUGUUUGAAGAUUUGUGUGAUUUUAGAGUUAAUUAAUUGUGUUUAAGAUCGAUCGAUAUGGCAACAACUUCAUCGUCGACGUCGUUUUUCGAGGCAAGAUCAGAAGAGGAGCAACAACAUGUUCCUUCUUCAUCAAUACCAGCUACUACAUCUUCAUCAGCUUCUCAGCAAAAGAAGAAAAGAAGCCUUCCAGGAACUCCAAAUCCAGAUGCGGAGGUGAUAGCAUUGUCACCAAAGACGCUAAUGGCGACAAAUCGAUUCAUAUGUGAAGUAUGUAACAAAGGGUUUCAAAGAGAACAAAAUCUACAACUUCAUAGAAGAGGACACAAUCUUCCAUGGAAGCUUAAGCAAAAGACUAAUAAAGAAGUAAAGAGAAAAGUAUAUCUAUGUCCCGAGCCAUCAUGCGUCCACCAUGACCCUUCUCGCGCACUAGGAGACCUUACCGGAAUCAAGAAACACUUUUCUAGAAAACACGGUGAGAAGAAAUACAAGUGCGAGAAAUGUUCAAAGAAAUACGCGGUCCAAUCUGACUGGAAAGCUCACUCUAAAACGUGUGGUACCCGCGAAUAUCGAUGUGAUUGUGGCACCCUCUUCUCAAGGCGUGAUAGUUUUAUCACACACCGUGCUUUUUGCGAUGCGCUAGCUCAAGAAAGUGCAAGAAAUCCGUCGUCCCUUGGUGCAAUCGGUAGCCAUCUUUUUGGGAAUCAUCCUAGUAAUUCGAUGAAUUUAGGUCUUGGAUCACAAAUACCGCAUUUACAUCAAUCUUCUACUAGCAACAUGUUAAGUCUAGGAAAUACGAAUUUCCAACAAAGCAUGCUCCCGCCUAGUCAAACGCCUCUAUUUUCACAUCCUCAAGAUCAACAACAAAUGUCGAGCUCCUCGUUGCCUUUUUUUACAUCCGAUCCUAGCCAAGGAUUGAAUCAAGUGUUGAACUUUGGUCAACAAAGCCAACAAUUAGGGUUAAUGGCAAACAAGCCAAAUAUUCAAGGAUUGAUGCAACUUCCGGACCUUCAUAGCGAUACUAGCAAUAUUUCUCCUAAUAUAUUCAACUUAGGAUUCUACUCGGGCAAUAGUAACGGCGCCACCAAUGGUUUGAAAAACAAUGACAACGAUAACCAAAACAAUGAAACAAAUAUGUCAUCAUCUUCUGGUUUUAUGAUUCCUGAUGAUCAUCAGUUUAACGCCGGAGGUGGCUCAAAUGAUCAUAUUUACUUCAAUUCACCACAAGAAAGCCAAAUGCAAUCCCAUAUGUCUGCUACCGCCUUGUUACAAAAGGCCGCGCAAAUGGGUUCAACGACAAGUAACAACAAUGCCACCACACUGUUAAAAAGUUUUGCUAGCUCUUCGACGAGUAGUAUUGGUGGGGGUGAGAAAUCACAGACUGGCAGCCAACCAUUAUCAGUCAACUUUGAUGGUAGAGGAGACCAGACUGGCAACCCGAUUCACGGACUAAUGAACUCUCUUAGAAGUGGUGGAGCCUCAAUGUUUGGUGGCUAUGCUGGAGACCAAAACGGAAACAUGAAUUUUGGAAAUAUUAAUGAGGCAGGAAAGUUCAAUAAUAAUCAGAAUUUCUCUUUAGGUUUAGGAAACUCAAAAAGAACAACUCUAGAUUUUCUAGGAGUCGGCUACUCGCCAAAACAACAUCAUCCUCAACCUCACCCUGGUCAUAUCAACGUAAACUCGUUGGACCCAAGGGUAGAUUCGUCAUCUCAAGCUAGUCAUGAACUUGGUGGAUCCUCCAAUUUACAGGGAACCUGAUUAUUUUGGUACAGUUUCAUUUCAUAAUCAAAAUCAUACAAGUUUUUAAUCAUGCUUCAAUUCUCCACCAGAAAAUUGAACUAGCUUAUAGCUAGGAAACUUGUGAUACCUUGAUUACUUAUCAUGUUUUAUCGAUCAACCACGGUUCUAUGACAAAACACGGCAAAUCAAAUGUACGUUUCCGUGAUCGCUUUUUGUUUAGAAAGAAAAAGCUCGACUACUCAAAAUGGAUGUAAACAAAGGUGAAUUUUUAAUUAUUUACUAUUUCAUUAGUCACAA
Erigeron canadensis is the source of this 2276-nucleotide messenger RNA. RefSeq names its product protein indeterminate-domain 4, chloroplastic-like. Lineage: Eukaryota; Viridiplantae; Streptophyta; Magnoliopsida; Asterales; Asteraceae. Gene Ontology annotation, cellular component: nucleus. Gene Ontology annotation, molecular function: DNA-binding transcription factor activity. Bases 297 to 1997 code for a protein of 566 amino acids. The transcript has 4 exons. The record is from RefSeq and is a predicted model, not a curated record.